AUGAAUAUUUUGAAAGAAAUAAGGGAAGCUCCCAGAGAUAUUCGACUUCUAUGGGCAUCAGUGUUUCUAAGAUUGCUUGCGUAUGGGCUAACCAACCAAGUUCUCACACUAUUCCUAAAUGGAAUCAGAAUGACAGAAGAUAAAAUCGGUUGGUUUAUGUCGCUGACUUUAAUUGGGGACGUUAUUUGCUCUUAUAUAUUAACAUGGUAUGCAGAUUCUUGGGGUAGACGUAAAGUUCUAAUUUGUGGAUCCGUCAUGAUGACUUUAAGUGGUCUAGCAUUUGCCUUUUGUGAAAACUUCCAUAUUCUAUUAAUUUUUGCUAUAUUUGGAGUGAUAUCACCUUCAAGUGAUGAAGUUGGCCCAUUUAAGUCCAUCGAGGAAUCGAUGAUUGCUCAUUUGUCUCCAAAUCACAAGAGACCAGAAGUUUAUGCCAUGCAUGCUUUAAUUGGUACUAUAGGGUCUGCAUUAGGUGCAAUAAUGUCAGGUGGGUUCAUUGAUUUACUACAAUAUUUUAAACUUGCAGAAACCGAUUUACAAUGUUAUAAAUAUGUGUUUCUAUUAUAUUCCUUUUUUGCACUAUUAAAAGUUAUUGUUAUGAUAUCAUUAUCUGAAAAGACUGAAUUAGAUAGUCAUUAUAAAGAACAUUUAGAUGAAACCACUCUAGCGCAAGCUAUCACAAACGAUGAAAUGGCUCCAUUAAUGGAGGAAUCACAUCUACAUCGUCAUUCUUCUGUAGAAAGGACAAGUGUUACCGUUACUACACAUGGCGCCAUUUCAUCUCAUGAUGAUUAUGAUAAUGAUAAUAAUAAUAAUACCCUUGUUUCCGAAGAAACACAACCUCAUGAAAGUAGUCUUUCACCAGAAACUGUUACUAUCUUGAUGAAACUGUUAGUAAUAUUCAUGAUAGAUUCUCUAGGGUCCGGUUUCAUGACAAGUAGCUGGAUGGUUUACUACUACAAGAAAUUCUUUAAGAUUAGUUCGUUUGCUUUAGGUGCAUUAUUCUUCUGUACCCAGUUUGUAAUGGCUUCAUCGACAAUCCCAUCGACAAUCAUUGCAAGAAUGUUUGGACCAGUAAGAGCUACACUACUUGUACAAAUUCCAUCUGGUAUAUUCUCUAUACUGAUCCCAUUCGCACAGAAUCAUCUAUGGUUAUCCAUCUUGCUAUUAAAUUUCCAUUUCGGUACAACAGCUAUGGAUGUUCCACCAAGACAGAUUCUAUUAACGAACUUGAUCAACCCUAAGGAUCUAACAAGAGUAAUGGGUAUCGUGAAUAUCGGCAAGACGUUUGCUCGUUGCAUAGGUCCAAUAUUUACAGGUAUUCUUGCUAAGGAUGGCUAUCUGUGGUUAUGUUUUAUCAUUAGCGGUGCGCUUGUAAUAACCGCUGAUAUGGUUUUGGCAUGUUCAUUUUUACAUGUCGAUAAACACAUAAUGAAACAAAUAAAUAAUAGACAAUAA
This is a messenger RNA of Maudiozyma saulgeensis, 1455 nucleotides long. NCBI's taxonomy places the organism in Eukaryota, Fungi, Ascomycota, Saccharomycetes, Saccharomycetales, Saccharomycetaceae. The record is from the annotation of a GenBank genome assembly.